Molecule: messenger RNA, 2106 nt
Organism: Salvia splendens (bonfire salvia)
Lineage: Eukaryota; Viridiplantae; Streptophyta; Magnoliopsida; Lamiales; Lamiaceae
Product: patellin-3
Exons: 4
Coding region: 159-1835 (558 amino acids)
Molecular function (GO): lipid binding
Source: RefSeq, a predicted model, not a curated record
GUUCCAUUACAAUUUCACACACACUCAAUCUCCCUCCUCUUCAAAUUCAACCAAAUUUCCCAUUUCAAUCCAUUCUUCUCCUCUCUCUCUCUCUAUCAAUUUUGCCAAUUUCCCAAAAUUUGCAUUUUUUUCUCUCUAAAUCUCUUUGCUGCUUCGACAUGGCGGAGGAAACCAAGAAGACGGCGGCUCCUGAGGCGGCCGAGGAGGUGGCGGCGGUGGUGUCUGACGUGCCGGUGGCGGAGAAGGAGGUUCCCCCGCAGCCGGAGCCGGAGAAAGCGGCGGAGGAAGGAGAAAAGGAGAAGGAGAAAGAUGAAGAAGCGGCGGAGGAGGAGAAAGUUGCCGAAUCCGCUUCCUUCAAAGAGGAGAGCAACAAAGUCGAUGACCUCGUCGAUCCGGAGAAGAAAGCUCUCGAUGAGUUCAAGCUCCUGAUUCAAGAAGCCCUCAACAACCACGACUUCACCGCUCCUCCGCCGGCGAAGAAGGAAGAAGAACCAGAAACAGAGACAAAACCCAAAGACGAAGAAGAGCCCAAAACCGAAGAGAAGAAGGAGGAAGAACUAAAAAUCGAAUCUUGCGACGCCCCACUUGCUGAAACUCCGGCGGCGGUGGAGAAGAAGGUGGAAGAGGUAAAAAUCGAAUCUUGCGAUGCCCCGCCUGCUGAAACUCCGGCGGUGGAAGAAGCAAAAAUCGAAUCUUCAGAGGCGGUGGAAGAGAUCAAAGAGACCAUAGUCCAUGAAGUGACGCCCCCAUGUGCCCCUGCGGCGGAGGAAGAAGCCCCGCCUCCUCCCACGCCGGAGGAGGUUUCCAUCUGGGGUGUCCCACUUCUCGCCGACGAGAGGAGCGACGUCAUCCUCCUCAAAUUCUUGAGGGCUCGUGAUUUCAAAGUGAAGGAGGCUUUCAGCAUGCUGAAAAGCGUGGUGGCGUGGAGGAAGGAAUUCAAGAUCGAAUCUUUACUGGAGGAGGAGGAAUCCGCCAUUGUUGAAGGGCUUGAGAAAGUUGUGUUCUUACAUGGUGUUGACAAAGAGGGCCACCCCAUUUGCUACAAUGCCUUUGGGGCUUUCCAAGACAAGGAGCUGUAUAACAACACCUUUGGUGAUGCUGAGAAAAGGGGUAAAUUCUUGAGGUGGUAUAUUCUCUUGUUGGAGAAGAACAUUAGGAAAUUUGAUUUCAGCCCUGAUAGCAUCUGCACCAUUGUUCAAAUCACUGAUCUCAAGAAUCUGCCUGGCUUGAUUCUCUUCAAGAAAGAUUUCAGACAGGCUACUAAUGAGGCUCUUCAGCUUCUCCAGGAUAACUACCCUGAGUUUGUUGCCAAACAGGUGUUCAUCAAUGUUCCAUGGUGGUAUGUGGCUUACAAUAGGUUGAUCAGUCCAUUCUUGACUCAAAGGACCAAGAGCAAGUUUGUGUUUGCUGGCCCUACCAAGACUGCUGAGACCCUCUUUAAAUACAUAGCACCUGAGCAUGUCCCAGUUCAAUAUGGUGGCCUAAGCAAGGAUGGUGAGGCAGAAUUCACCACUGCUGAUUCUGCAACAGAGGAAACCAUCAAGCCGGCAGGCAAGCACACCGUUGAGCUCCCUGUCACUGAGGCUUGCACACUGGUGUGGGAGGUGAGGGUGGUGGGGUGGGAAGUCUGCUAUGGGGCGGAGUUCGUGCCCUCGGCCGAGGGUGGAUAUACGUGGGUCGUGCAAAAGUCGAGGAAGAUUGGGCCGGGGGACGAGCAGGUCGUCGGGUGCAGCUUCAAGAUUGGUGAGACUGGCAAAGUUGUGCUCACAUUUGACAACCAAACAUCCAAGAAGAAGAAGCUUCUUUACAGGUUCAAGACUAAGCCCUCUGAAUGAAUGGAAAUGGAAACAUAAAAUGUGCAGCAAAAGAAUAAGGAGAGGAAAAGGGUGGUUUUCUUUCCUUUGUUCAGUCACAUUAUUCUUUUUUACUUGAUUUGUGUUUUAAAAAAAGAAGAAACUUGGAAAAUGUUGUUGAUUCUAUAUUUGUUUGUUGGUUGAUUGGUUGGUAUUAUAAAUUGAAGUUUUUUUUUGUUGGAUUGUGGUGUAACAAAAUUUGGGAUGCAAGUACAUAUGGUGAAUGUGAAACAUAAAUAUUUAUUAGUGUUUA